GCCAUUUGACUUUGCUUCUUAGUGUGUGCAGUGGUGAAGAUGCUGUAUGAUUUCCUUGGUCAUAAAUAGCCUUAGUGGUAUCUAUGGAUUCCUUAGUGUGUUAGGGUGCAGUUAUUGGUUACUUUUUCAGGUUUCAGUGGUAGCAGUGGUGGGCCAAGUGUGUUUCUCCUUGAGACCUCAGGCAGCAUAUGCUGGCACCUGUACUGGCAGUUCCAGGCAAGUCGAUUCUUGGGCCUGUGGGGGGCUUUUUUGGAUGCUGAUUGUAGUAGUGGUGUACUGGGCAGGUGAGUGGGCUUUUGACCUUUUGGGCAGCGAGGAUGGUGGGGGCAGUGGGUAUAAAGGUGGUCAUGAAAUGUUCUUCUAGUUCUCAAGCACAGUGCUUUUGUGUUAGCCGUUGUUUCAAGUUUCAAUGGGCUGUGUGGGCCAGCCUCCAGGCUAGUAGAUGGUGCUUGCAGGUAACAACGAGCGGUGGGGGUAGCAUGGAGAUUUAUGCCCGACCUCUGUUCCCCAGAAGAGGUAUUUGGGUAACCCAGGUGGUAGUUGGGUUGUGGAACACCCAGGAGCCUGGAUCCCACACUCUGUCUUGGAGUAGGGGGCAAAGUUGGGCAGAGCUGGACCAAGCAAGCUUGUAUUCAGGCCCUCCAAUGGCAUAUGCAUGCACCAGCCUUGAUUAGGGGGUAGAGGAAGUCCUUAGGCCGCUUGUGAAAUGCUUGGUGAGGGGCAACCUUUGCUGUCCUGAAGUCUUAGGAUAGGGAGGAUAGGGCUGUCCCAGUGGCCACUGCUUUGGCCCACAGGAAUGAGACUUGCUUUCGUCUCACACCCCAGUCCCAGCAAAGUUCCCUCCUCCAUCCUGGCUAUGGCAGCCAACUUGGCCACCCAGUCAGUCCUGGCAGGCUGCACCUAGUCCACAACUCAGUCCUAGGCCAUAGGAGAUGCCAUUCAGCUUAAGGCCAAGCCUCCACAACAACUCUCCUCUUGCUUAGGACCUGGGAUGGUGGUGUGCCUGGUUGCAAUGCCAGUGGCUGGAGCCCACUCCACACUUGCUUCUCAGAACGGGCCGCAAGGGUUCAUCCCCCGCUCAAGCCCCAGUCCUGCAAGCACCACCCAAGUUCUCCCAUGCACAGCCUGUAAGAGCUCCGAUCCAGAAUGUUGUCCCACAGCAGCCAGCCAGGUUUCAAAAAGGGUGUAGGACAUUCCCUGGAGCAGUUCCAUAUCAUAGUCUUCUUGCCACUCCCCAGGUUAAGAUUCGUGGUGUGGGAGAGUCAAGGUGCUCUCCUACGGCCUGGAUUGUAUAAUUCCCCAGUGGGAAAGUGGACAGCAGAAAGGCACUCACUCACCCUCUCCCAUUUGGGGGAUUCGCUCCCCUUUCCCAGCUGGCCUCAGCCACACAGCUUUCCUGUUUUCUUUCUUCCUGGAUUUCAAAGCUUCCUCUCACUUUUUUGUUGAACUCCCAAGUUCUUUCUUGAACACUGCAUUUAAAGUGCAGUUGUCUGCACACUUGCUUGGUUUCUCUAAGCGGAUGAGAUUACUGGAAAUGCUUGUAGUCAGCCAUCUUGAAAAAAAAGAUCUUGUGUUUUAAGCAUCAUUGUGUGUUUGCCAACAGGAAGCAUACUGUAUGUAAAUAUUGAAUUGUUAUAUACCUUGGAUUUCUUUUCUCCUUUCAUUCUUUUAAGUUCUCUGCACCCUUAUGAGCAUGAUUUCCUAAUCCACAGCACAAUUUAGCCUGGAGGGGUGUGCAAUCAUUGUUAUUCCAUGUGUUCUGGUCUUUCUCACCAGCUACAUUUGAUAUUAAAAUAGAUGAUAUUUACUUAUUUCCAUGAAUUCCCUCAUCUCUCCUGCCCUCAGCUCCUAACAACAGACAGAUACUUAUUUAUUCAUUUGGUCAACAACUCUUUCUUUAAUAUGUGCUAUGUGCCCAGUUCUAUGCUAACACUGGGGCACAACAGUGAGAAAGAGAGAGAAAGAGGAGAGAGAAAAAAAAAAAGCCAAAGUCUUUUCUCUCAAAGAGCUCACAAGCUAGGAGAAGACACAGCAAUUACUUUUAAAGAGCCAAGGGAAAACAUAGUUACAACUGUGAAAAGAGCCAUGUGGGAAAAACACAUGACACUAUAUGAGGAAAAAAUAUCUUUGUCAAGUAGGUCAAGGAAGGCUUCCUUGAAAUAGUGAUGAUUAAGCUUAACUCUGGAAGGCCAGCAGAAGCUAACUAGACAGAAAAGGGGGAAGCAGAAUGGUGUCUUAGUCACAGGGAAUAGCAUGUGCAAAGGUCCUGUGACAGAAAGAAGAACAGGCUCUGGAGUGAGGGGAGGGUAAUAAAAGGGGAGAUAGCUUUGUUAAGGAUGUUGGUCUUCAUCCUAACAGCAAUAGGUAGUCAUUGGGGAUUUCAAGGAAAAAGGUGAAAAAAAUCAGAUUCUAUUUAAAAGAUCAUUCUACUUGCUGUGUGGAAAAUGGAUUGGGCUGGAGGUGGCAGAUCAGAAUGAAAGCAGGAGACCAGAUAUGAAACUCAAGCCAUUGUCCAGGCAGAAAGGACAGAUGGUGGGUUGGACACGGGUGGUGGCAGUGGAGAUGCAGAAAAGCAAACAGGUUUGCACAAUGUUUUGGAGGCAACAUUGCCAGGGGGUGGGAGUGAAUUUGAUAUGCAGAGAGAAUGUGGAGUCAGAUGAGUCCGUGAUUCCUGGCCUAUUAAUGAAUGGAGAAUAAACACUGGGUUGGCAGCAUGAGACAGCCCCGGGGCCCUUCCUGACAACCUUGCCUGUCUCUCUGUAAUGCUGAGAGCCUGUUUGCCAUCUCCUGGGUAUGUCUGAUAGGGUUGCUGCACUAUUUACUGUAUCUGCUCAUCAGGAGGACAAAAUCAUCUCAGUCUACCCAACAAACUGCCUUCAAGAUCAUUAUCUCUGAAGGCCCCCAUGGAGCCAUGUGCAACUCUGAAAGCAUUUCCAGGGAAUGGUGGGCUGGCUUCAUAAACGCUAAGUGAAAUUCUGUGUUUCUGCCAGACACAUUGAUAUAUAGAACAAUGCUGGUAAGGGUUCCCGCGUGGGAUUUUUUUUAACCCACCUGGGAGGUAUCCCCUGAACGGCAGUUGACAAUUAGCUGCUAAGUAAAAGGAGGCACUUAUUUUUAUUGCGGUCCUUGACAGCUUUAUGUUCACUGUUUAAAAGCUGGAGAGUCCUGUGUGUAAAGGUGAGUGGCGAGGGGAAGUGCUGGGGGAAGAAGGGCCGGGAGGGCUGGGGCAGGUGCAGACAGAUCCCAUGGUUUCCUUUUUGGAGUCAGAACCUGAGCAGUAUUUGCAAGCAUGUGCUGAUCUGGAAGUGAGAGAAGAGGGUUCUUCCAGUCUGGGGAGGAGGGAAGGCCUGAGGCUGGCUCAUCGGAGGCGUGAGUCUUCGGCCCUGCCAUGCCUCACAUCCCCAGGAUGCCGCGGUGGGAACUGGGCUGUGGCUUUCCUGCCCUGGCACUGCUUGUUUGCUGGGAUUUCAGGAGGAAAACCCCCAAGCUCCGAAAGAAAGCAGUGUUUGGCCAGCGCUUGGAUGAGACUGUGGCCUAUGAACAGAAAUUCGGCCCCCAUCUGGUGCCCAUCCUGGUGGAGAAAUGUGCAGAGUUCAUCCUGGAGCACGGCCGGAAUGAAGAGGGCAUCUUCCGUCUGCCUGGGCAGGACAACCUGGUGAAGCAGCUGAGAGACGCUUUUGAUGCUGGGGAGCGGCCCUCCUUUGACAGAGACACAGAUGUGCACACUGUGGCUUCCCUGUUAAAGCUCUACCUCCGAGACCUCCCAGAGCCCGUGGUUCCCUGGAGCCAGUACGAAGGGUUCCUGCUCUGUGGGCAGCUCACGAAUGCGGAUGAGGCAAAGGCUCAGCAGGAGUUGAUGAAGCAGCUCUCCAUCCUUCCUCGUGACAACUAUAGUCUCCUGAGCUACAUCUGCAGGUUCCUACAUGAAAUACAGCUGAACUGUGCUGUUAACAAGAUGAGUGUGGACAACCUGGCUACUGUGAUUGGUGUGAAUCUCAUCAGGUCGAAGGUCGAAGACCCUGCCGUGAUCAUGAGAGGGACUCCUCAGAUCCAAAGAGUGAUGACUAUGAUGAUCAGAGACCAUGAAGUCCUCUUCCCCAAGUCCAAGGAUAUACCCCUGUCACCCCCUGCCCAGAAAAAUGACCCCAAGAAAGCUCCAGUGGCCCGAAGCUCUGUAGGCUGGGAUGCCACUGAAGACCUCCGAAUUUCUAGGACAGACAGCUUCAGUAGCAUGACAAGCGACUCUGAUACAACCAGCCCCACCGGACAGCAGCCGAGCGAUGCGUUUCCGGAGGACAGCAGCAAAGUACCCAGGGAAAAGCCAGGAGACUGGAAAAUGCAAUCUCGUAAAAGGACUCAAACACUCCCUAACCGGAAAUGUUUCUUGACAUCAGCUUUUCAGGGUGCCAACAGCAGCAAAAUGGAGAUCUUUAAAAAUGAAUUCUGGUCGCCUUCCUCAGAGGCUAAGGCAGGGGAAGGGCACAGGAGAACGAUGUCUCAAGACUUGCGCCAACUUUCUGACUCCCAACGGACUUCCACCUACGAUAACGUCCCUUCCCUGCCAGGGUCCCCUGGGGAGGAAGCCAGUGCACUCUCUUCCCAAGCCUGUGACUCCAAGGGAGAUACUCUUGCCAGUCCAAACUCUGAAACUGGGCCUGGAAAAAAGAACUCUGGAGAAGAGGAAAUUGAUUCUUUGCAGAGGAUGGUCCAAGAGCUACGAAAGGAAAUAGAAACACAGAAGCAAAUGUAUGAGGAACAGAUUAAAAACCUUGAGAAGGAAAAUUAUGACGUUUGGGCUAAAGUGGUGAGGCUCAAUGAAGAACUGGAGAAGGAAAAGAAGAAGUCUGCAGCCCUAGAGAUCAGCCUCCGCAACAUGGAGCGCUCCCGGGAGGAUGUUGAGAAGAGGAACAAGGCCUUGGAAGAAGAAGUCAAGGAAUUUGUCAAAUCCAUGAAGGAACCCAAGACCGAGGCUUAAGGGUCCCAGGAGUACUGCAGGGACAGCCCCAGAGAGGCCCAACUCUGGCCCCUUUCUCAGUGCUAUCUGAUGACGGGGAAACAAAAUUAUUCUCUGAGAGGGAAAGGACAUUUGAGGGAAACAUCAAAUUUCCCCAUAAAUAAAUGAAUGGAGUUUGCAGGAAGGUGAGGGUGAGCAGAGAUGUGUGUGGACAUCUCUGACCAUCCAUCGCUGUAUUCAAAUGGAUUGUUUUAUUCCAUUCUGGUCUCAGGCAUGACCACGUCCAGUGAAGACAUUUGAGGCAGCACAUCUCAGGACCCAGGCAAUAGACUGGCCCCAACUCAGGCUGGACUAAGGUGUGAUUAAUUCUUUGUUUUUUGUGUGGAACAGCUCACCUUGUCAGACAGCCUCAGGGCAUCUCUGAGACACAGGGGCAGAAAAUGACAUUCAUCUUUUGAGUCCUCAUCCAUGGAGUGCUGUGUUUGGGGGGCUGCAUCUGCUGAAGCGAGAACCCCAUUCUGCCACCCCACCAGGAUGCCCAUUCUCCAGGACUUCUCCAACUUACUAUUAGACUAAACCAGAACAAGCAACAAACUGUAUUUAUGCAAGCAAAAUUGAUGAGAAAAUUAUAUUCAAAUAAAGCAAAAAUUAAAAAAAAAA
Messenger RNA from Homo sapiens (human), 5614 nucleotides. RefSeq names its product Rho GTPase activating protein 25 (gene ARHGAP25). The transcript is spliced from 8 exons. The record is from RefSeq and is a predicted model, not a curated record. The coding region runs from base 3389 to 4975 and encodes 528 amino acids. Gene Ontology annotation, biological process: regulation of small GTPase mediated signal transduction; signal transduction. NCBI's taxonomy places the organism in Eukaryota, Metazoa, Chordata, Mammalia, Primates, Hominidae. Gene Ontology annotation, cellular component: plasma membrane.